Xenia sp. Carnegie-2017 is the source of this 5298-nucleotide messenger RNA. Its product is annotated as nipped-B-like protein. The transcript is spliced from 41 exons. Lineage: Eukaryota; Metazoa; Cnidaria; Anthozoa; Malacalcyonacea; Xeniidae. Gene Ontology annotation, cellular component: Scc2-Scc4 cohesin loading complex. Gene Ontology annotation, biological process: establishment of protein localization to chromatin; replication-born double-strand break repair via sister chromatid exchange; establishment of mitotic sister chromatid cohesion. The record is from RefSeq and is a predicted model, not a curated record. Gene Ontology annotation, molecular function: chromatin binding. The coding region runs from base 274 to 5031 and encodes 1585 amino acids.
CCCACAGACAAAUUCCAACAAUAUUCAAGAAUUUAAAGAUGGAAGUCAUCGGGUGAAAAAUCCCAAACCAUUUAAAAAUGGUUGCUUGAACAAUUCAACGAAGAAUAUCAAAAACUUCAGAAAUGCAAAUGUUGACGCGUUUAAUGACGUUCCCGAGGACAUCUUGCUUGCUGAUCCCGUUGAAAACACUUUGAAAUAUUCAUCUGGAAAACGUAAAGGAUCAGUGAAAGUCAUUCUCAUGAGCGUCAAGCUUCUACAUCAGAGUGUACCAAUAUGUCCCUCGAACUCAAGGAGGAACAAAUCAUACCCAAGCUAAUUUUGUCGAGAAAUACUACCGACUGGAGCAAGUAUGAAGUGAGGGAAAGCGUUGUUGGGAAUUUAGGAGCAGGCACAAAGAGACGAAGAUCUACGGAGAAUGAUCAUAAUGAUGUUGAUAAUAGUGGAAAGCGACCAAAAACAACGCAACCAUCAAGUGCUGUCAAUGAUAGUGUACUAAUGGUUCCUUCCAUACCUAUAAAACUUGAUCGACGACUUUCGGGAGAUAAGAACGACUAUCGUCAUUCAACGUCGUUUAAGAGGUUUUCCGAGAAUUUGGAGGACAUGCUCGAAUUUGACGAGCAAUGUAACAUAAGUAGCUCUAUUGAUGAAGAAUCCCAAGAUAUUGAUCAAGAAUCCCUGCUCACUAGAACUGCGCUCUGUGAGAUGUGUACAGAGACAGCCAAACUGAAUUCAAUGCAUAUUCUUCAUAAGAUCGAUGAAAAAGAUUUGUGCAGAUUAAUCUUCAUCAUGAAAAGGCACAUUAAAGACGGAAGAAAUAUACAGUUGUCGUUUAGCCAGAAUGAUGACGAAGAUCAAAGAAUGCUAAAGGAAUUUAACAUGGAGCGCAUCCUUCGGUCAUUCGACGCAACAUUGCUGGUACUUCACGUGUUGACCGCACCGUGCAUGCCCAAGAAAGUUUACAUGGAAGAAAUAAUAGAAGUCAUGGUUGGCCUGAUCCAACAUAAUCUGAAACACAAUAUUUAUCCAGCUUAUGAUCCACUAUAUAAAGUCGAACUGGAUUCAAAAGAGUCUAUUUUGAUGUCAACGAAAGCAAAACGUGCAAAGUACGCUAAUAAAGGCAAGGUAUUUGUGGAGCUUUACAACAAGAUUUGUACUGCUGUCUCACUACUCGCUGAUCUUCUUGACAUCGAAAGACUUACUGAUACCAUAGUAUUAAAGAUAUCAAGCGUAGGUACUACUGCAUUCUUUGUAGAAAACGUCAGCGAAUUACAGCAUUGUGCUCUAAAACUCGUCCGAACGACUUUCCGCAAAUAUUUGAAGCAUCGUGAGCUCAUUCUGGAGGACAUCUUAGCUUCACUAGCAAGGCUUCCUUCAAGUAAACGAAAUUUAAGGAGCUAUCGAAUCCAUGGGGAUGAGUACAUUCAAAUGCUAUCUGCUCUAGUUCUUCAACUCAUUCAGUGUUCAGUGAAAAUUGAGAAGAAAUCGUCAUUGAAUGAUACCUUUUCAGAUAAUGAAACACUCAAUAUGGAUAGAGAACUUGAAAUCAUUGGUUCGUAUGAAAACUCUCUACGUGCAGCCCAAAACUUUCUUUCCAUGUUUUUAAACAAGUGCAACACUGCAGGAAAGGACGAGGAAGAUUAUCGACCUCUUUUCGAGAAUUUCUUGCAAGACCUGCUGGUGACCUUGAACAAGAAUGAUUGGCCAGCAUCAGAAGCUUUGUUAACUCUAUUGGGAAGAUUAUUGAUAGUGACCUUUACUAAUCGCUCGUGUGAAAUGGGACUGCGUGUGGCGUCGAUAGACUAUCUCGGACUGGUUGCUACACAUCUUCGACGAAAAGCGAUGUUAGACAAAGAACAGGAACAAGAAGAUCUAUUGGCUAUCAUGUCAGAGAUUGGUGGUGACGAAUUAAGAGAUGAAGAAAAAAUCAGGCAAUUGGAUGAAGAAGAUCUUGAAAUGGAGAAAACGUUACGGAAAUAUCUAUUGAAAUAUUUUCACGUUAAAGGGAAGAAUGAUUCUGCAUUAUCCUUUGCAAGACAGUUCUAUUUAUGUCAAUGGAUCCGAGAUAAUCAAGCUGAGCUGGAGAGAGCGUACAAGGCGACCGUUCCUAACGGGAGCGAAAGUGAUUUACAGCAAACUGGGGAUGGGGGUGGCGGUGUGUCAGCGCUAGAAAUGAAGAAGUCGUUCCUAUUAUCUCUCAUUGAUGAGGACUGGUCUCAGCUGAGGGUUCCAAAUGGUUUCUUGGAUUAUAAUCGUGCAAAUUUGGUUGCUAAACAUCUUUCAUCGAAACGAAUCUUUCUCAAGAGUUUUGAUAUUUAUCUCCAACAGAUCUUGAGAGUCCUCAAUGAAACAGUGGUUGCAAUAAGAACGAAAGCUAUGAAAGCAUUGUCCUCGAUUAUUUCUGUUGAUCCUGGUAUUUUGGCGAGGGAGGAUAUACAAAAUGGAGUUCAAGGACGAUUUAUGGAUCAAUCUACGAGUGUACGGGAAGCUGCUGUCGAAUUGGUUGGCCGUUUUAUUUUGAAUAAACCAGAGUUGACCCACCAGUAUUAUGAUAUGAUCAUGGAAAGGAUUUUGGACACCGGGGUCAGUGUACGGAAAAGAGUGAUUAAAAUUCUCAAAGACAUUUGUAUUGCUCAACCUGACUUUCCUAAGAUAACUGAUAUCUGCAUGAAAAUGAUUUGUCGGAUAAACGACGCAGAUGGAAUAAAGGAACUUGUGACGAAAGUAUUUCAGCAAAUGUGGUUUGUUCCUGUUGAAAAAAGCAAGAUGCAUCAGGACGAUGACCUUUUAAAACGCGCGACCAACAUUGCUGACUUAGUGACAGCUUUUGGUGAAUCUGGUGGUGAGUGGCUGCAACAACUAUUGGAAAAUCUUAUAAAGAAUGAUGAAGAGUCUGACGAACUUUCUUCCGCUUCGAAGCAAGUACUCGAAGCUUGUUCACAAAUUGUUGAUUGUUUGGUGGAUAGGCUCUUAACGAUCGAAAAAAAUGUUGUUGAGAAAUCUGAAGGAAAAGCAUCAAAUAGUUAUCGCUUGAUUGGAUGUUUAACAACUCUGUACAUGAUGAGUAGAUUCAAACCAUCAAUGAUGGUUCCACAUGCUGCGACACUUCAGCCAUACCUGAGCACCAAAGUCAAUUCACAAGGUGAUUAUCUUAUCCUCCAUUAUAUUGCUCGUAUUUUGGAACUGGUUUUACCUCUCAUUGAACAUCCUGGCGAAGCUUUUUUGGCCAGCAUUGAAGAGGAUCUAAUGAUGCUUAUCAUCAAGCAGGGACAAACCGUCGUUCAGAGUUGCGUGGCUUGCCUUGCGGCCGUCGUGAACAAAGUCACUCGAAACUAUAAAUUGGUAAAAGAUUGUUUUCAACGAUAUUUUGGAUUUUUAAUUCGGGUCAAGAAAGAGUUUGUCCAAAAUCAGUCGUCAACUGGGCCGAAGUUCAAUCGUCCCUUGUUGCUUAGAUCUCUGUUCACUUUGGGUCUUCUCUGCAAGCACUUUGAUUUCGAGAGUGAUGCCAAGGUUGAAAAUAUACAGGACUCUGUCUAUCGUCGAGUAUACACCUUGCAUAUUUUUUAUGCCAAAAUACCGGAUGAAGAGGUGUCACAGAAAGCGAUUAUGGGUCUCGGUUUUCUGUCCAUUCGAUACCCAAAAUUACUCCUGGAAGAAGAUGCUCGCGGUCUAUAUGGGAAAAUUUUAUCGCCAACGUGCGAGUCUACACAAUUAAAAAAUCAGGUCAUGAAAAAUAUCACGCAACAUUUGGUUGAGGAGGAAAAAGUUAUGUCUGUUCGUGAUUCGUCAUGGAAAAAGAAAGCAAAUAAAGAAAAUCUGAAGGAACUUGGGGACUCGUAUUCAGGAACAACAAGCGAGAUAAUGCAGUUGUACUUGAAACAACUUUUGGAGAUGUUUUUCCAUCCUCAGCCAACGGUUCGAUUUACAGCUUUCUCCGUCGUGGAUAUGAUACUGGGGCGGGGCUUGGUACAUCCUGUACAGUGCGUGUCGUAUCUCAUUGCCAUUGGGACUAACAAUGACAAAGUAGCACGGACGAAAGCUGCGCAUAGAUUGGAGGAAAUUGAUCGUAAAUAUCCGGGAUUCAUACAGAUGAAAGCACUACCUGGAGUAAAGAUGUCUUUUGAUUUGCAGAAAAUAAUCCAUAAGGAUGAACUAUUCGUUCGUGGUUUUAAAGAGGAAGGCACAAGUUUGCUAAGUUAUCUUUAUUUAAUCAUCCGUUCAAAUCGUCAACAUCGACGCUCUUUCCUCUUGUCUUUGAUUCGAAUGGUUGACGACGAGAAGAAAUAUGAUCUGGAUAUGCUUCUUUUUGUUGUUGAUUCCCUCGCGUAUUUCCCGUUCGUGACCUUAGAGGAGCCUUUGUUCAUUAUACAUAACAUUGAUGCCAGACUUUCGUACACUGGCAUGAAUGUCAUGCAAUCAUUUCAACAGGCUCUUCGUGCGCAUGAUCAAUCUGAAACUCAGAACGAAAGUAUGGAAACUGAAGAAAAUGCCGAUGAAAUUUUAGUGCGAUUGCCAGAUGAUUUAAAGCAAAUAGAGGAUUGUUGGAAAUCGUGGCAAAAAUGCUUAUUGUUGAUUUAUUUACGGCAACAUCUGAAGGAGACCUACAACAUUCAUGACAGCAAAUGUAAAAAAUACUCACCAUCAGAACCAAGUAAAGCGUACGAUAAAGGAAUAACGAGGAAGCAUGGUGUCAAAUUUAACCCGGAGCAAUCAAUUGCUUGUAUUGAAUCAGGGUGUUCGAUGCCUUCCUCCGUAGAGGUGGUGAAACAGUAUGUACAGUUCAAGAAAAUGAUAAUGGAUUUGGACAAAUCAGAAGAAGAUAGUGAUGACUCGAAUGGUCGGGACAGUCCUCUUGGUGAAUCAGGUGUCGAUAACUGCCAGGAAAAGAAACUCACAAAAGGGCGCAAAACUCCUUCAAGGAAGACGCCGUCAAACAACAGAAGUAGACCAAAGCCAAAAUCAAAGAAGAAACGUAAAAAAAUAAAAUUUGACGGCGAUGAUGAAUGCAACGAUGACUUCGCUUCUGAGGAUUAGAUGAUUUUUUUCUGCUCAUUCGUUUAACUGUUUCGUUUGUUUAAGUGCGCACCAUAAAUCAUGUUAUUCCUUUCCUUUCUAAUUCAUAUUUAUCAUAAGUAUGCAUGACAAAUUUUGUAUAAAGAAUCUGUAUUUUAUUGUAAAUACUGUCAUAAUGUUAAUUCUUACUGCUUUAGGAUUUUAAAUGGCCGUUUUUGAGCAUUUUAUUUUCAUAAGACUCACUCGUAAUCUUGUUUCUAUCAAGAUAAAUUCUGUUUUGCCGUUUGA